CCUUGAGCGCUGUGAAGAGAGGCCGGGAGUGGCAGGGAGCUAGCUGAUCCAUGGAGCCAUCACCUUCUGCGUCCCAGGGUGUGUGUAGCUGGAAGCUGGAAUUGGGAGUGGAGCUGGCCGUUGAACCCAGGGCUGACGUCGGCAGAGUCCGGAGGCUCCUAGGCAGAAGAGGGCCCUCCCCUCUCUGGCUGCCUUCGCCAUGAUCCACAGUCUCUUCUUGAUCAACUCCUCGGGGGACAUUUUCCUGGAGAAGCACUGGAAAAGUGUGGUCAGCCGCUCCGUGUGUGAUUACUUUUUCGAGGCGCAGGAGAGGGCCACGGAGGCAGAGAACGUGCCCCCGGUCAUCCCCACGCCUCACCACUACCUCCUCAGUGUGUACCGCCACAAGAUCUUCUUCGUGGCCGUGAUCCAGACGGAGGUCCCGCCUCUGUUCGUCAUCGAGUUCCUUCACCGAGUAGUGGACACCUUCCAGGAUUAUUUUGGAGUGUGCUCAGAGCCAGUGAUCAAAGACAAUGUGGUCGUUGUUUAUGAGGUGUUGGAAGAGAUGCUGGACAACGGGUUUCCACUGGCUACCGAGUCCAACAUCCUCAAAGAGCUGAUAAAGCCUCCCACCAUCCUGCGAACAGUCGUCAACACCAUAACAGGGAGCACCAACGUGGGAGACCAGCUUCCAACCGGCCAGCUGUCGGUGGUGCCGUGGCGGCGGACUGGCGUGAAGUACACCAAUAACGAGGCUUACUUUGAUGUGAUUGAAGAGAUCGAUGCUAUUAUUGAUAAAUCAGGCUCCACCAUCACUGCCGAGAUCCAGGGGGUCAUUGACGCCUGUGUCAAGCUGACGGGAAUGCCAGACCUGACGCUGUCCUUCAUGAACCCCAGGCUGUUGGAUGAUGUCAGCUUCCACCCUUGCGUCCGGUUCAAGCGCUGGGAAUCGGAGCGGAUCCUCUCCUUCAUCCCUCCUGACGGCAACUUCCGCCUGCUCUCUUACCAUGUCAGUGCACAGAAUCUGGUCGCGAUUCCCGUGUACGUGAAACACAGCAUCAGCUUCCGGGACAGCAGUGCCCUGGGCCGCUUUGAGAUCACAGUGGGGCCCAAGCAGACGAUGGGGAAGACCAUAGAGGGGGUGCUGGUCAGCAGCCAGAUGCCCAAGGGCGUCCUGAACAUGAGCCUCACGCCAUCGCAGGGCACGCACACCUUCGACCCCGUGACAAAGAUGCUGUCCUGGGAUGUAGGAAAAAUAACCCCCCAGAAGCUGCCGAGUCUCAAGGGGACCAUGAGCCUUCAAGCCGGGGCGCCCAAGCCCGACGAGAACCCCACGGUUAACCUGCAGUUUAAGAUCCAGCAGCUGGCCAUUUCCGGACUCAAAGUGAACCGCCUGGACAUGUAUGGCGAGAAGUACAAACCCUUUAAGGGCAUAAAGUACAUGACCAAAGCCGGAAAGUUCCAAGUUCGAACCUGAGAGAUGGAGAGUGUUGCCCAGGGAACAGUCACGAACUCUUUUUCAUUUCUUCCUUGUCUAAAAGUUUAAAAAAAACCACCUGUCUCCUAGGUCAGUCCCUGCAGGUCCGACCUGCCCCUUGUCUUCUGUAGCUCCCGCACCCCGGAGCUCAUGGAGGGAAUCGUGUCCCACGGGGAAGCGGACGGAGUGGGACCCAGUCAGAGGCGGGCGAUGGAGCAGCACACACCCAGGAGGGCCAGCAGGGGUCGCUGGCGUGGCUACGGCCGCCUAAAGCCAGCUGAGGGACUCUGCUGAUUUUACGUUAAGGCAGAAGAAAGGAAGAAACGUGAAUGUGUGUCAAAGAAAGGCCAGUGGAAGACCGACUUGAGAGGGAGAAGAAAGGCCAGCGAGGCCAGGUCCUGCACUGGUGGUUGCGGACAGCGCGUCUUCCCCUCGUCCCAGACCAUUGUAGUCGUCCCGGUGCAGGGCCCCGCCCCGGCCUUUUCCCUGGGAGCCAAUCCUUCACAGGGGUCUGAACAAGCAAGCCGGUCGCGGAAGCACUGCUCCCAUGACCCCCAGGGCAGCCACAUUGCUGCGCCGUGGCCCUGGGGCAGAGGGGGCCGACCACAGCCGAAGCCCGGGGGUCCCGCGUGGCUGUGCAGGGCGGUGCUGGGCCGGGCCUGGGUCCUCAGCCCGCCUGAUGGAGCUCCCUGAGCCGCCCCAUGAAGACGAGUGCUUUCCCUGCAGGGUGCGGCGGGUCCUUGGAGCUUGGCCGUACAUUAAUGGACAUGGGGUAGCUCCCACUCCACCUUGGGUUCA
This is a messenger RNA of Lepus europaeus (European hare), 2254 nucleotides long. RefSeq names its product adaptor related protein complex 3 subunit mu 2 (gene AP3M2). Gene Ontology annotation, biological process: endocytosis; intracellular protein transport. Lineage: Eukaryota; Metazoa; Chordata; Mammalia; Lagomorpha; Leporidae. Bases 200 to 1456 code for a protein of 418 amino acids. The record is from RefSeq and is a predicted model, not a curated record. The transcript has 10 exons. Gene Ontology annotation, cellular component: cytoplasmic vesicle; clathrin adaptor complex.